UUUAAAAUUGUUCAGUAAAGAGUGUUCUUUAUUAUUUAUUUCAAUUUAUUCUAUCCAUUUCAAUUAUCCAUUAUUUUUUUAACUGUUAUUUGGUUAAAGUAUUUUAAAGUUUGAGAGAAAUAUGGAUUUUGAUACAGUGAUGGCAUUGGAUUACGAGACCCAACAUUUGGGUUUCCAUCCACGAACAUUUUUAGAUAGAGUAUAUAAUUCAUUUUAUGAAAGCCUGUUUGAAGCUUUAAAUGAACUGAAAAAACACUUAUGUACUGAGUAUAGUCAUAUUGUCUCUGUUAAUUCCAUUCAUUCAAGUACAGAUGAAUUGUUCCAAGAACUAAUAAGGAUAUUAGAUAAGGCUAUUGAUAAACUUGAAAUUUAUAUUGAUAAGAACAUCUUCAUGAUACCAAGCCAUGUCAUAUUACCUGAAGAUGAAAUACAUCUUACAAAUCCCACUACAAAGGAAGAAAAUGAAGAACUAGACAAAGAAAUAGAGCAUUUAAAACAAAGAAUACUGAAGGAGAGAAUCCACAAAAACAUAUUGAAAACAAAAUUAAGUGAGCAGCGACAUGUUCAAGAAGAAUUAGUUAUCUUCAUAAACAAAUUGAGAGAUAUUAAAGCUAUUGUGAGUCAAGUGAAGGGAGCACAAGAUGAUCUCAAGUUUACCUUGGAAAAAUGUUGGGAAAUAUGGAAUGCUUUGAAACAGCCACCACAAAUAAAAUAAUUGAGUCAUAAUUUUAAAAAUACAUCUGGAUUGUGUAAGGGAAAAAAUAUCUAGAAACAUUGUAAUUGUAUUACCUAUUAAUGCAUAAUGUACUCUGUUCAGAAACUUAUAUUGUUUUGUUUGAUUUUUAAUAUCAACUUACAUUUGAUACAAUUUAAUUUUGAGUUACAGUAACUUAUCUAUAAUGGGAUUUCAUAUUUUUGUAUUUGCAUGUAGUUAAAACAAUGACCAGUGAAGAUAGAAUAGAUAUUUUAUAAUUUUUAUUGGUGUAAAUAAAGAAGAUGGCAGUUCAUAUGAUAAUAGUUCUGGUUUUUUAUAAAAUUCGUGAAUUUUCAAAGCUUGAUAUUUUUGUGUAUAUGUAUAUU
Argiope bruennichi is the source of this 1080-nucleotide messenger RNA. Its product is annotated as protein MIS12 homolog. Gene Ontology annotation, cellular component: nucleus; chromosome, centromeric region. Bases 122 to 715 code for a protein of 197 amino acids. The record is from RefSeq and is a predicted model, not a curated record. NCBI's taxonomy places the organism in Eukaryota, Metazoa, Arthropoda, Arachnida, Araneae, Araneidae. The transcript is spliced from 6 exons. Gene Ontology annotation, biological process: kinetochore assembly; mitotic sister chromatid segregation; protein localization to kinetochore.